AUGGGAUCUUAUCUGACCACGUUUAUGCAAACAUAUUGGUCAGAACGAAUGGGCAUUGUGAUCCACGAGCUUGGAGAUUAUCAACUCAGCGAAGAAGAGAUUCAGAACAUUGAGAUGCUGGGUGUGUGUCCCCAGACCCAAGCUGAGACGAGCAGGGAGGACGAAGUCGACGGCGAUUCUUCUCAACUGGAUUACUGGUACCGAAAGCUUGACGCAUUGGUUUAA
Molecule: messenger RNA, 225 nt
Organism: Colletotrichum gloeosporioides
Lineage: Eukaryota; Fungi; Ascomycota; Sordariomycetes; Glomerellales; Glomerellaceae
Exons: 1
Coding region: 1-225 (74 amino acids)
Source: RefSeq, a predicted model, not a curated record